Molecule: messenger RNA, 877 nt
Organism: Phragmites australis (common reed)
Lineage: Eukaryota; Viridiplantae; Streptophyta; Magnoliopsida; Poales; Poaceae
Product: pleckstrin homology domain-containing protein 1-like
Exons: 1
Coding region: 127-636 (169 amino acids)
Source: RefSeq, a predicted model, not a curated record
UGCCUUCCCCUUUCCCGAUCCGAUCACAUCAGACGCCCUUCCUGAACGAACUGCCCCCGUCCCACGCACUUUGACUCGCCGCCCCCGUCGCAGCCCCCUCUCCCGAUCCCCAAAUCCCCCGGCGCGAUGGCGGCCAGCCUGUGGCGCUCGCUGAUGGGCACGGGCGACUCAUCCUCCUCCUCGGCGCCGGGCGGGGGCGGCGACGCGGCGGGCGGGGUCGAGUUCUGGCACGGGGUGGAGCGCUCGGGGUGGCUAAACAAGCAGGGCGAGUACAUCAAGACGUGGCGGCGGCGGUGGUUCGUGCUUAAGCAGGGCCGGCUCUUCUGGUUCAAGGACCCCGCCGUGACGCGGGCCUCGGUGCCCCGCGGCGUCAUCCCCGUCGCCUCCUGCCUCACCGUCAAGGGCGCCGAGGACGUGCUCAACCGCCAGUUCGCCUUCGAGCUCUCCACUCCGGCCGAGACCAUGUACUUCAUCGCCGACUCCGAGAAGGAGAAGGAGGAGUGGAUCAACUCCAUAGGCCGGUCCAUCGUCCAGCACUCCCGAUCCGUCACCGACGCCGAGGUCGUCGACUACGACAGCCGCCCCCAGCCCCCGCCGCAGCCCAAGGCGAGCGAAGCGAGUGAACCGUCAGCGUAAGAUCGCGGUGAUCUCUAUGCAUCUCUCUCGAUAUGGCUCUCAAUUGUAGUAUAUGUACUUCCAAGUGAUUGUGAGCUUGUGGCGACGUUCCUUUCUUCCUUGUGUCGUGAUUAUAUGUAUAUUAAUUACGGCCGUCGGGUAAUAAGUUCGGUAUUUUUUUGUGUAUAGCUUGUUCUUCUCGACUAUACUACUUAUUGGUCUUGCAACAGCAUAAUUUACCAACUGGUUGAUGUUUUCGUUA